Molecule: messenger RNA, 1634 nt
Organism: Prionailurus viverrinus (fishing cat)
Lineage: Eukaryota; Metazoa; Chordata; Mammalia; Carnivora; Felidae
Gene: CHRDL2
Product: chordin like 2
Exons: 12
Coding region: 276-1634 (452 amino acids)
Molecular function (GO): protein binding
Source: RefSeq, a predicted model, not a curated record
GCUUUUAUUGCUUUCCCUUCUUGCCGUACCUUCCUCCAUCUCUCCAUCUCUCUGUCUUUCCUUUUCCCUUGUCCUCUUUCCACCUUCCUCUUAUUCCCACCUUGGACCUCUCUUUCUGUUCUCACCGCCUACUCGACCCUUCUCUGACUCUCCACUGUAGCAGCAGCCCCCCUCUGGUUGCUUUUGUGCCCCUGUGCCUCAGUGUCCUCAUCUCAGUUUCUCCCGACGCCCCUCCUGGCUCAGCGCCUGGCGGCCUGGCCCCGGGGGAAGGAAGGAUGGUUCCCGAGGUAAGGGUCCUCUCCUCCUUGCUGGGACUCGCGCUGCUCUGGUUCCCCUUGGAUUCUCACGCUCGAGCCCGCCCAGACAUGUUCUGCCUUUUCCAUGGGAAGAGAUAUUCCCCCGGUGAGAGCUGGCACCCCUACUUGGAGCCACAGGGCCUGAUGUACUGCCUGCGCUGUACUUGCUCUGAGAGUGCCCAUGUGAGCUGUUACCGCCUCCACUGCCCGCCUGUCCACUGCCCCCAGCCUGUGACCGAGCCGCAGCAGUGCUGUCCCCGCUGUGUGGAACCUCACACCCCCUCUGGGCUCCGGGCCCCCCCAAAGUACUGUCAGCACAAUGGGACCAUGUACCAACACGGAGAGAUCUUCAGUGCCCACGAGCUGCUCCCUUCCCGCCUGCCCAACCAGUGUGUCCUCUGCAGCUGUACCGAGGGCCAGAUCUACUGUGGUCUCAUGACCUGCCCAGAACCAGGCUGCCCCGCACCCCUCCCGCUGCCUGCAUCCUGCUGCCAGAUGUGCAAAGAUGAGUCAAGUAAGAAAUCAGCUGAAGAGGACACCACACAGUCACACCGUGGGGCGAGACAUUCCCAGGAUCCGUGUUCAGGGGACAAUGGAAGAAAGAGGGUCCUGGGCACCCCAGCUCCUACUGGCCUCAGUGCUCCUCUGGGCUUCAUCCCUCGCCACUUCCGACCAAAGGGGGCAGGCAGCACAACAGUCAAGAUUGUCCUGAAGGAGAAACAUAAGAAAGCCUGCGUGCACAGUGGGAAGACAUACUCCCAUGGGGAGGUGUGGCACCCAGCUUUCCGCUCCUUUGGACCCCUGCCCUGCAUCUUGUGCACCUGUCAGGAUGGCCGCCAGGACUGCCAGCGGGUGACCUGCCCCACUGAGUAUCCCUGCCAUCACCCUGAGAAAGUGGCCGGAAAGUGCUGCAAGAUUUGCCCAGAGGACAAGGCAGACCCUGGCCACAGUGAGAUCAGUGCUACCAGGUGUCCAAAGGUGCCAGGCCGGGUCCUCGUCCACACAUCAGUGUCUCCAAGCCCAGACAACCUACAUCGCUUUGCCCUCGAGCAUGAGGCCUCUGAGCAGGUGGAGAUCUACCUCUGGAAGCUGGUAAAAGAUGAGGAAACUGAGGCUCAGAGAGGUGAAGUACCUGGCCCAAGGCCACACAGCCAGAAUCUUCCACUUGAUUCAGAUCAAGAAAGUCAGGAAGCAAGACUUCCAGAAAGAGGCACAGAACUUCCGGCUACUCGCUUUCCUCCAUGCAGGUCACUGGAACGUUUUCCUAGCCCAGACCCCAGAGCUGAAGGUCACAGCCAGUCCAGACAAAGCAACCAAGACCUUAUAAUAAAGACCUAA